Molecule: messenger RNA, 1842 nt
Organism: Durotheca rogersii
Lineage: Eukaryota; Fungi; Ascomycota; Sordariomycetes; Xylariales; Xylariaceae
Exons: 1
Coding region: 313-1842 (509 amino acids)
Source: RefSeq, a predicted model, not a curated record
GGCUAGCUAGCUAACUGCCGUGUAGGCCCUGAUACUCCUCUAUCCGCACCACUCCGUCAGCCCGCUUACCUCUGCGAUCCAAAACUAGUCAUCGCAUGCAAGCCCUCCUCCAUCCACCUCUAUUUAGUUCUGCAUAACGUCCAUCAAUACCACAUAGCUAUCCACCGCCACUCGUCUCCUUUGCCAGCAGAGCUUAGUCGUCGUCGUCAAGUUAGACAGACCUCUCUGGAUAUCCCUGAAGACAGGCCACAACCAAUCUACCCACUUGCUGGUGUGAUCUCUCCCAGACCGCACCACAGUUAUCACAAAACAAUGGAUCCGUUGUACCAUAUCGAGGACCUGUUGUCCCGUGUCUACUAUGCCACUGUGAUGGCCGGUCAGGGUAUAGAGACUGGUGGUGGUGCUCAGGAGCAUGGCAUCGAUUUGACGGCUGCGGGCGGCACAGCACAGGGAAGCAGCAGCGCCAGUACGCCCCAUGACGCCGCGGCCCUUAACGAUGUUGUGUAUCUCCCCUCCAACGGAAACCAAACGGACGUAUUCCGCGGCGCCAUCAUCCGCCGGACGCCCCAUAAGGUCACUGUUGACCUGAACGGCCAGGGUCCGGCUCCGUGGCGCGACAUUAUCCAGCACCUCCUGCCCUUCAUCCGCUGUGAGCCGCACCACUGCGUCAACGACAAGAGCUUCAACAACGGACUUAUGAACUACGCUGUGGCCCGCGUGACACGCACCCUGAAUCGCCACCUAGUCUGGACGGACAACUUCUACGGCCGAAGCCUUAGCAGAGCUGUCACCUCAGCCCGGGGCAACAACACUACGCGUAGCAUCCCCAUUGCCUACCCCACUGCCCCCCCGGUCCGAACCGGCAUGCCGCCACCACGGCUGGCUUCUUUGCGAUGGGUGCCACCGCCGCGCGUCUUCCCCAUUCUCAGCCUGCCUGUCGAGAUCCUCUUCCAGGUGCUCGAAGACGUGACGGAGCCCUACGAGGUCCAGGCCCACACCCUGUCCACGUUCCUUUUUGAGCCCUGCCUCAUCGUCACCGGGGCCCGCACCUGGGCGGCGCUGUCGCCGCUCUUCCACGUCUGCCGCGCGUUCCGGACCUACGCCGUCGGCUGCUACGGUGAGCCCCGCCGCCACAGCCUCCCCUUCGACCCGAAGAGGGACAGCCUGGUCGUCCGCAGUUUCCCCGAGACGUACCGCGCCGCCAUGAAUGCCGGCGGCAUCUACACCGCAUACUUGCGCCGCCCCACCGACAGCUUGAGUCGAAUGAACGCCGCGGAGGUUCGCGACAAGUUCCCCGCCUGGGUUCGUGAUCUCGACAGCGAGGCGGUCUUCUACCACUGCAGGCCCCGCGAUGCCAAUUACUUCGUGGCGCCAACCGCGCUGGGGGCCGACUUCCUGCGCCGCAUCCGGCGCGUCGAGUUCCGGACCCAAGACGGAACCCCUGAGAACCGAAUGGCCUGGAGCAUGUUCAUAAGAAACCUGGGGCAGAUUUUGCCCAGCCUCAGGGUGCUAACCAUCUCGACGUGGCAUUUCGAUGCCUGCGCGAUCACGGCUCGGAGCAUUCUUGGGGUUGUCGACCCCAGUCAGGACGGGGAAUCUAAAAAGGCUGUUGUCGCGCACUGUCACCAUGAUGCCGCGCUAAUUUCGUCGUUCUAUCCUCGUCCCGGUAAUAACACCGGCGAGGUAGCCCCCCCAGACGUGUUACCCUCUCUGGAGCGUCUCGAGAUCGUAAAAGUGGGAAAUCGAUGCUCUAAGAAGAUGACAAUAAAUCCCCCCGGCUUCCUCUCUGGCCAUUAUAUCGUCUCAACGUCCGAUACAGACAGAUGGGAGGACUAUCAAUAG